Oldenlandia corymbosa var. corymbosa is the source of this 1044-nucleotide messenger RNA. The record is from the annotation of a GenBank genome assembly. Lineage: Eukaryota; Viridiplantae; Streptophyta; Magnoliopsida; Gentianales; Rubiaceae.
AUGAUUUUUGUAGGAGGAGUUCCCUUUCAGGCGGAGGAGCCAUCUUCUUCCUCUGAGGGUAGCAAGAUUUUGAUUGCCUUGAUGGAUCACCCUAUUUUGUCAGCAGCCUCAUGUACCUUUAACUCCAUCCCUGAGAGGAAGUUCUCAGCUUCAGAAGGUGCCACUGGCGAGAGAGUGGCAGCGUGUAAAUGGGUCUAUGUGUUCCAAAGGGAAUAUGCAACAGUCGAUCCGAGUCUUGUGGAUUUAGCUGGCACUGAUGAGACGACAACUUGUGUGGGUAUGAUCAUCCGAAACUGCAAAAGUGGAAUGACCUCUAUUGCUCAUUUGGAUUCGCCAAGCAUAGUUGAUGUUGGCCUUUCCCAGAUGUUAACAUCAGUCGUUGAUCCAAACUCUGAUGAUAUUCUUGAUGUGCAUCUGAUUGGUGGUUUUGAUGAUUCCUCUCCACAACAUAUGGAAAAUACCGUGACCAGUCGUAUAAAGAACAAGGGUUAUUCCUUUCCUUUGUGUGCUAAGAUAGUUGAGGUCCUGGAGAAGAGUAGUAAAAAGUUUCACCUACAAACUCUCCAUGUUCUUGAGAACAAUACCUGGAAAGAUUCUGAGGGAGGUGCAUAUCCUAUAUUCACAGGCUUCCUGGUAAAUCCCUCAACUGGAUCAGUUACUCCGGCCAGUUUUGAUGGUACUUCUAGAUGCCCUGAUGAACUCGUGCGGAUGAACCGUGUGACUGCAGCAUAUGAGGAUCCCAACUGGAAUGGCAGGUUACUGGAGACUUAUGACACUAAAACUGAUCGAUUUGUUAUAGCUCCGUGUAAAUGGACAAAACGCCAGUUACACAUCGCCAUAAUGCUGCAAAGCCUAUCUGAUGAUGAACUUCUCCUCACAUGUUCCACUUCUCCUUCUGCUGAGGCUCCCGACUUUGUCGAAAAUGAAAGAAGAAAAUUGGCAUAUAUGAUUCAACACCCAGAUUGGAAAGAAACCUUCCCUUUGACGCAGCCACGAGUUUUUGAGAGGACAACUUCUGGAGAGUGGAAGAGACUUACUAAUUGA